AUGGUGAUGUGGGUUCAGUUCCCGGCCUUUCCAGUGCAUUUCUAUCACAAGGAGAUCCUUUUCUCUCUAGGGAACAUGAUCGACCGAGCAAUCAAGUUGGAUUUUCACACUCAACAUCAACAACGAGCUAAAUUCGUAAGGAUCGCUGUGGAGCUUGAUCUUUCCAAACCUCUGGUGACACGCAUUCGACUAGAUGGGCAAUGGCAAUACAUCGAAUAUGAAAAUCUGCCAGCGUGUUGUUUUGAGUGCGGAAGGAUUGGCCACAUGUCGCUUUGUUGUCCUAGCUUGCUACCGACAGUGCAAAAUCAACAUGUCGGGGCCAGAGGGUCCUCACCGGAAAAUUUUCCGGGGACGUCGCCAGAAGAGAAGGAAGGGUAUGGCCCUUGGGUGCAGGUUACGCAGCGUUCAAGGCGAGCAAACCGAAAUUCUGAAAAAUGA
Linum trigynum is the source of this 438-nucleotide messenger RNA. Lineage: Eukaryota; Viridiplantae; Streptophyta; Magnoliopsida; Malpighiales; Linaceae. The record is from the annotation of a GenBank genome assembly.